GGUUUGCACUCGCCCGAGGUUGGCCUACAUAUAUUUGUGGUUCUUAAUGCAGUUUAUCGAGUUAUGCUGUAAAGCGAUUGGGAAGGGUUAGAAUUCUUUGCAAUGUCGAACAUUGAAAAUACUAAUCAUGGCGACCCGUCUUUCCAAAGGCUUUUGACUUGCCUUGAACAGAUUCGUCAUAAACUUGAUAGACGUGAAAAUGAUAACCAAUUCUUCUGCAACUACUUCCAUAGUGAAGACUUUCGAAAACUUCUCAAGGUUCACAGUACUGUUUCAGAUGUAGAGUGUGGAAAAUCUGAAGCUGUGGAUAAAAGCACAGCUGAUCUUGCAGAACAGGUUGUGGAGAGUCUUCUACCUUUUACGAGUUUAAACAAAGAAAUUCAAGAGCUACAACAUAUUUUAAGGAAACCUCACUUGAAGGGGUUGCUACAGGCUUAUGAUUCAAUUGCAACAGCUGAUUUCACUUUAAUAGUCCCUGACGAUGAAGUGUCUUCAGAACAGUUGCUGUUUAACUUGGACAUGAAGCCAGAAAAAGAUGAGAUUAUUGUAGCUGUAGAAAACCAUGAAAUAGAGGAAAUGGAGGUUGAGAAGUAUAGUGACAUGGAUGAUGACAAGAAUACCAGUACUGUUCUUGUUGUUACUAUUAAUGAUGAGCAGAGCAGCAGUAGUGAUGAGACAGAAGAAAUAGAUGGUACUGAUGGUAACAAAAUAAAGGAGAACUCUGACGUGGAGACAUCCUUGGUGACUGUUGUAGACACAAGGAAUGCAGACCUGAGGAAUGAAAAUGCAGAUGCAUUCCACUUGAACUUGACUAUGACAAACAACAAGGAAUCUGCUUUUGAGCCAGUUGUAACUGACAAAACCAUUGAUAAUGAGAUGGAUGUCAUGGAAAGUGUCCAGAAUGUCCAUGUUACGAGGAGUGAUAACAAAGAACAUGUCAAGGAGACAAUUGUGCAUGUAGAGGGACACAAGGAGGAGGGUAUGAUGGCAGAGGCUUCUGACAAUGCUGUCAGGACUAUGAGGAUGUUCAGGAAUUCUAGAGAAACACUUGGGAUUACUGUAAAAGCUCUGAGGAGUGAAGGAAACACAGAUAGAAUUAUUGUUGCUCGAAUUCUAAGUGGAGGUCUGGCAGAUACCUUUGCUACCCUCUGUAUGGAUGACGAAAUCUUAGAAAUAAACGGCAGAUCAGUUGAGGGAAUGACUGCUAAUGAAGUUGCAGACAUGAUGGAUGGAGUUACUGGAAGUGUUGACAUCACGAUUUUACCAGCCAAGAAAGACAUGAAACUUACCAGAGAAACCAAAGUUAGUUUAAGAGCAUUCUUUGACUAUAACCCACUCCAAGAUCCACUGAUACCGUGCAAGGAGGUGGGCAUAGCUUUCAGCACUGGUGAUGUGCUUCAUGUGGUGAAUAUGGAUGACGCAAAUUGGUGGCAGGCUCGAAAGGAUGGAUACAGUCAUGACAAGGCAGGCCUUAUUCCAAGCAAGGAAUUUCAGGAAAAACGACAGCAGCUCAACAGGAUUGCUUCCUCAAAUGAUGUCACCUUGCCAAAAGACAAAAAUGGUAAACGAGCAUUGCCGUUCAAGAAGAUAGGAAGAAAGACUGAUUCAAACAAAAUUUUGUGCAAUUUCCAGCAAGAUGUGAAAGUGGAUGGUUUGCCUGCCUAUGAACCUGUAAUGAAAUAUUUGGAAACACCUGGGAAAAAAAGAUUGCUUUUAUUAAUAGGAGCACCUGGGGUUGGACGAAAUGAGUUAAAGAAGAUGCUACUCUCAAGCAGUCCUGAUAAAUUCAUAACAACUAUUCCUCAUACUUCAAGAGGUAUGAAGAGUUAUGAAGUAGAUGGAAGGGAUUACUUUUUUGUAUCACGACAAACUAUGGAGAAUUUUAUCCAGAAGAAAAAAUUCAUAGAGUUUGGUGAAUACAGAGGCUAUUUGUAUGGCACAUCAAAGGACUCCAUAAAGAGAGCCAUGAAAUCUGGCAAAGCCUGUGUCCUAAAGGUUCAACCAGAGGUGAUGUUGUUAUUAAGAACAGCAGAGUUUAAGCCAUUCUGUGUCUUUGUGAAACCUCCUCCACUGAAGGAACUCCGCACAUCAAGAUUGACAGUACAGCAAAAAGGCAAACCAGCUUCAGUUAAAUCCUCCAUGAGAACAUUCAAGGAAGAUGAGUUACAGGAGAUGAUCAGUGAGUCUAGUUUACUGGAAGAUACCUAUGGGCGAUUCUUUGAUCUGACAGUAGUGAACAAGGACAUUGAACAAGCUUAUGUCGGUGUGGUGGAUGCAUUUGAAAAACUUGAAAAAGAAGAGCACUGGGUUCCACUAGAGUGGGCACAAAAGAACUAAGAACAAAAGAGAGGCUUUCAUUGUAUUGUAGAUGUCUUGGUGUUAUCUUUCAUCCAUACUUAAUCAGUUCUUAACUUCGAGGUAUGCCUUCGUGUGACAUCAGUCCACUGUAAUUUUAAUCAAUUUGUUGUUAUAAAGAGACCCUCUUUCAGUUGUGAGUCGCUUUUAAUACACUCCUGGUUUAAAUGGAUCAAGUAUAGCUUUCCAACAUUGUGUUUUUUACAACACAUUGACAUUUGAAAAGGAACUGAACAUCGCUCACGUGCAGCACUUGAAGAAAUCUUAAUCUAGUCACCCUCCUUGGUGUAAGUUCAAAUAAUAACACACAGCUUAAUUUAAGGUGGCUCAAAACAGUUUCCAACACUUAAUCACUUGAUGCUACAAUCAUGAUAUCAAAAAACUGCCC
Molecule: messenger RNA, 2743 nt
Organism: Orbicella faveolata
Lineage: Eukaryota; Metazoa; Cnidaria; Anthozoa; Scleractinia; Merulinidae
Product: MAGUK p55 subfamily member 4-like
Molecular function (GO): protein binding
Source: RefSeq, a predicted model, not a curated record